AAUUAAUUCGUGAUCUUUUUUUUCAUAAAUUUAAUACUUAUUUAUAAAAUUAUUUACAAAUUUACAAAAAAAUAAAAUAUAAUUUAAUUUAAUUUCUAUAUAUUUAGAUUAGGAAAAUUUCUGGCAUUGUAAUGUAGUAAUAUCAUUUAUAAUUUAAUAUGUCGUUUACCAAACAAAAUUAUAUGUUAAAUGUGAUAGUAUUAUAUUUAAUACUAUUAUUUAAGAUUAUGUUAUUAAUAUUAUUAAUUUAGAUUUUGUUUUGCUAAUGAUAGAAAUUUUUAAAAUUCAAUGAUUUUCAAAAAUCUAAAUAUAGCGGAUAUAAGACUUGAAUUUAAGAUAAAAUUAUUUAAUUAAUUAAUCGUGAAAACUACGAAUUAAUUUGUACUUUUAAUAUAUAUAUAUUAAAAAAAUAUUUUUAAAAAUAUUUUUUUUAGAUUAAAAAUGUAAUAUGUCAAAUGUUUUUUUUUCAUGAUAAAGCUUGAUAAAGCCGAAUGCAAUCAGUAAAAAUAUCAGUAAAAAUAUAAUACGUGAAUAAUAUGUGAAACAACAUCAAAACCAAAUAGAAUUUCUUGCAAUAUAAUAGUUUAUAUUAAUUAUGAGAAUUUUUUAUACUUAGAAAGUAUAAAUAUAUUCUUCGCUAUUUUCGCGUCAUGAGUAUUCAUUUGAGUUUGCUUUAAGGUCUGCAUCGUAACGAACAUUCUCGCGAUAAAAAAUAGGGACAAAAUGAAAAAUCACUAUGAAAUAAGUAAACGAUUUGUUUCGUUGUAUAUUACAUUCAGUAUCAGCAUAUAACUGUAAAUUUAUGAACUAGCAAGCCAAACACAACGGAUAUAAGAGAAUUUCCGCUUUUGAGGACUGACUUUUUUAUGUCAUAAAUAAAUAAUAAUUAUAAUAAUAAAAAUAAUGAUAAUAAUAAUAAUAUUAAUAAUAAUAUCAAUAAUGAUAAUAUAAAAAAUAAAUAAAGAUGUGCGUUUGAAUUGCUAUUAUAAUAAUAAUAAUAACAAUAACAAUAACAACAACAAUAAUAAUAAUAAUAAUAAAAGUAAUAAUAAUAAUAACAAUAAUAAUAAUAAUAUAUUUUAAGGCAUGUUUUCAUCCUGCGUGUUUGGCCAAGAUUUUCUAUUGUUUAUGAAAAAAAUUAUUUGUGUUGUGAUAAUGUUGAUCUUGAUGACCGAUGUUCAUUGAAAUGAUAAUUGAUUAAAAAUUGAAAUGAUUAUCAAUAAUAGGAUCAAGAAAAAAUAUUGAGCUUUUACAUUCGAAUACUCAUUUAUAAGUGAUCACUCAGAUUUUCUUUUUAAGUUUUGUAAUAUAAACUAAAAUUUAUCUAAAGAAAAAUGAUAGAUACUGGGAAUUCUUUAAGAUAUCAAAUAUUACUAUGAAUAAACAUGAAUAUCUAUAUUAAGUAAAUAAGUAAAUAAAAAUUGAUUCGAGUGUGAAAGCUUAAUUAGUAAUUAACCGGAAAUUAGAAAUUAUGUUUUAUUUUCAUUUAAUUUUAAUAUGUAAUCUGCCAACAUAAUCGAUAAUAACAUGAAAAAAAAAAUAACAAUUGAUAAAUUUGAAACUAAAACGUAUGAUAUAACAAUAUAAAUCAUUAUUAUUCUUAGUGACAUAAAUAAUUACUAAAAAUAGAAUUAUCGAUUCUAAAAAUUUUCAGCGUAUAUUUUUUAUUAUGAUCAUUAUUUUUACUUGAUAAUAGAUUGGCAGUCAAUGUACUAAAUGUGAUGCUUGAUAGUGAAUCGAUGAGUCUCAUGCAAAUAAUAAUAAAAAAAAAAAUCAUAAAAAAUAAGAUUCUAAUAUCAUCAUAUUUUGAUGAUAACUUAGACAAUGUUAAGUCUAUAUAAAUUCAAAAGAAAGAAUCGAAAGAAUAUAUGUGAUUGUCAGUCGAAUUAUAAAUCAACCGUAGACAUAUCGUAGAACAUGACUAUUUCAAAGAGAUAGUAUUACCGUUGUUUCGUUGAUAAUUUUUAUAGAUUUUAUUGUACCGUGACCGCAUCGCGUGCUCUUGCUAAACUCAUUUAGUUGCUAAAAAGUAAAAAUAAACAAUUAACUUAUUAAAAAAACAGCAUCACUGAUAAAUUUGUUAAAUAUCUAUAAUAACCCAAUAUUGUUUUGUUUGUCAAAAAUGUUAUAGUUUCUUAUUUAUCAAAAUGUAUUGGAAAAUGCAUUGCUUCUGGAAAAUAAUUCAAAAGUUUAAUAGAGUUUAUAGUAAAAUAUCUAGGAAAUCUUUUCCACAAUUUAAAAGAAAAUUAAUAUUUCCUGUUUUUCUAAUUAAUUAUAAUUAAAUCUUAAUAUUAAAUUGUCUAAUAUUUUAUAUUCAAUAUUUAAUAAAAAUUUAUAUUAAUUGUGGAAUUAAAAAAAAUAAUAAAAAUUAAAUAUGGAUUUUAAUUAAAUAUUUUAUAUUAUUUUUUUUAUAUUAGAAAUUUAUAUAUAGAUGUAAUUAUUUUAUAGAAUUAUUUUAGGAAAUUGAAUGAUUCAAAAAAUAGAAUAAAUAUCUAUUUAUUAAAUAGAAAUAAUAUAUAUAUAAAUUGGUAUAAUUAUUAGACAAAAUUAAUAAUCUAAAAAAUAUAAAUUCUCUAGAAAAAUUAAUAUCGAUCUUUUAAAAUUUACAAAUAAUAUUUCUAAAUUUUAUGUUUUCUAUAAUACUUAAAAAUAAUCUUAGAAGUUUCACGAGACGCGGCCAUGUUUAACCAGGGCUAUUUUUCUAAGUUGCAAAGCAUAAUAAAUAAUGUUAUAUUAUCGUUAUUACACAUUCAUUGAAUCAAAUCACCAGAAAUAAAGUCACAUGAUCAAAAUCUAGGGAAAUCAGGGUCAACAAUUUUUAUAUAAAAUAGAAAGCUAUUUUUUUCACACAUUAAUUCAUUCACAAAAUUAUUCAUUGUUAAUUACAUUAAGAUUAACAUAAACAUCAAAACAAAGAACAUAAAUUGUUGAAAUAAAAAUUGUUAAAUAGAAUCCAUUUUCAAAAAAUAAUCAAUACUUGUAGAUAAAGUUGAUGUUCAAUGAAUAUUUUAAAUUUAUAUGAAUCAAUAAGGCUAAUAUUUUAUUACUUAAUAUUUAAUUUAUAGCACGUCAUUUACUUUGUUUCAGAUGAUUUGAUCCUGUGAAUGAUGUAUAGUAUAUAUUAUAUUGUAUAUUAAUAUUUUAACUAGCCGAAUAUGUAAUUAUGAGAUAAUAUUCAAACAUAGUAAAUGAACUGCAUGGCUGCAUAUAAAUAUGUAGAUAUCUUUGCAAUAUCAACUAAAUCGUGCCGGUUUGCACUUGAGAUCAGUGCAUGCGCGCACUGCGACGCAUUUAUUAGCCUGAUAAUUAAAAUUGAAAUAAAAACAAAAAAGUAUGAACGAGGAUUAGAAAAUUGUAGAAUAUGAUUUUUUCGAGUUACAAAUAUGCGAUUUGAAAUUCCAGUGUCGAUUGAUUCGAUCGAGGAAGUACAACGGAUAUGAAUUAGUCAAAGAAAAGACAAGUCCUAGAUGCAUGUAAUACAAAGCUGGAAUCACGUUAAUAUAAAUAAUGUGCUGUGUGUGCGCGCGCGCGUUGUGUGCAUGAAUGAACAAGAAUAAAAAAUAAUAUGAUUACGGUGUUGGUUUUUGACCAGAGAACAAAAUUAAAAAUAUAAAUCGUUCUGUCAGUCACCUUACAUAUUAUAUAACAUCAUAUUACUAUGCUGCCAUAUAAUAUAAAUAUAUGUUUACAAUUAAUAUAGAUUAAAAAAUAUUUUAAAUGGCGCUUUCCGUGAUUAAAUAGUUUUGUAGUUUGUUAAACUAGUAAAAGAUGAUUUAGUGAUCAAUUGCGCUGUAGAGGGGAGUAUAACUUACCUACAGACUUAUCAUAUAGUUUAACACAUAACCUCAAUGUUGCAAUGUCUAAAAUUUUUAGAAAUUUUUGUGGAAAUGUAUAAAGUGUAUGAUAUUGGAUUUUUAUAUUCUUUGUGAUUCAUCAAAUUAUUCAAUUUUUCUUUCUCUUUAACUUUACAAUUAUUUAAACAUGUAAGCCUACAUUUUGAGGUUAUGAAUGAAUUUCAUUAUUUAUAAAAAAAUAUAUUUUUCUUUUAUAUAUAUUUUUAUUGUCUGUAACAUAAUUUAUGUUUUAUUAUGAAGCGACGUCAAAGAAGACCUGUUUUAGAACUUAAUCAAUCUCAAUCUGGUUCUCAUGAAGAAUAUAUACAAAAUAAACGCAAACAUAUAAAUAAUGAUUAUCAAGGACAAAAUGUACCUGUUAAUCCAUUGGCAAAUUUACUUUGUCACUAUAAUUCAGAUAGUGAUACUGAAGAUUCUAAGAAAGAUUAUAAAUUAGAUGAUCAGGUUAAUAAUUUUUUUAAAGAAAUUCAAUUGAUUGCGCCUAAGCAAUCACUUUCAAAGGAAUCUAAUAAUGUUGCCUUAACAACAAAUUCUAAUAUACACUUAUCACACCAUAUAAAGCAACAAGCAUUCAUGUGGCGUGAAUGUUUAGAUGAAUCUUCAGGUUAUCCUUACUAUUGGCAUAUUGAAACUAAUGAAGUAACAUGGGAAAUGCCAGAUGAAUUGCGAUAUUUAAAAAAUAAUGUUAAAACAAGUUCUGUUAUAAAAUCACAACCAAUGCAAGAAUCUCAUUGGGUUGAUUUUUCAUCUAUUACAUACCAACAACCUCAUGAAAAUAUACCAGAAGGUAUGAUACCAAGAGAAGUAGUAGCUCGAAAUCGUAAUAGAUAUAUUUGCAAUGAAACUUUCCAAAAGCAAGAAUUUCAAAUUGAUCAAGAUACUGCAAAUACAUCUGAUACCAUGGAUAACGAUUCUGAUGAUGGGAAGAUAGAAAUGAUUACAUCUUAUGGGAGUGAUGAAAGUGAUUCAGAUACAACUGAUGACAAUUUAUUAAAAAAUAAUACAUCUUCUAUAGUUGAAUCAAAGAAUAUAGAUUCAGUAGUAAAAUUAAAAUGCAAUGAAAAAUAUUCUUUGUCACUUCCUUUAAUGCAAUCACAAUUAAUUUCUCAAAAUAUAAAUCAUAAAUAUGAAGAAAAAGACAAUGUAGAAGAAUCAGUAACAGAAUUAUUAGAUUUGAAAUCAAUUGAAGGAACAGAAAUGAAAUACUUAAAAAACCAAACUAAACAACAAAAUGUAGUUCAAAGAAUAAAUGAAUGUGUGGAUAAUCUUAAUGAUAGUCGAUUUAUUAUAAAAUCUAUAACAAAAAAAAAUAGCAAACAUAAUGUUAAUUCUGAUGUAGAUUUUCGCAUUUCUUUGGUACCUGGUUAUGAUGAAGAUUCAGAUGUUGAAGAAGAAGUUAAACAAGAAAAGAAAGCUCUAUUUCCAAUUCCACAAAUUGAUGAAAUCACAGAAAAUGUAUCAUCACAUAAAAGUACACUUGAUGAUCAAACAAUAAAUAAUAAUGAUGAUAUUAAUAUUGAAAGAAAAAAUAUACUAGAACAAAAUAACGAAGACAUUUUGGAAAAAUUGGAAUGUAGAGACGAUUCCGGAACUAAAUCAGAAGAAGAUAUACAAAAAGGAAACAAAUUUAUCGAUAAUUUGCACAAUCGAAAUAAAUAUUUUCAAAGAAAAAAACGGAUUGCAUUUGAUGUUCCAUCUACAAAAAUAAAAAUAAAUGAUAAUAAUGAAGCAAGUAAAUCGGAAGGAGACAUACAACGCGAAGAAAUAAAUUCUUCUGAUGAACAUUUUAAUGAAGUUCGAAUUGGUCAACAAGAAGAAUCUAAUUCUGUAAUUGAAAAUGUAGAAGAAAAUAUUUCAAAUUUCAAAAAUGAAUUGAAUAUCGAAGAAGAAAUGAAUAAUUCAGAAUCAAAUAAUGAAUCUAAAGAAAAUGAAGAAGAAGUUAAUCUAUUAUCACAAAUCAUACUUGAGAAAUUGAAAUUUUUAUCGGAAGGAAAACCAGAUGUAUUGCCAGUUCAGUUAAUGUCUAUUCAAUUACAAACAUUGUUUGUUGCAUGGGAGGCAGGUUGUUUAGAAAAGAAUUAUUUGCGAAAAUGGUUGUGUGACACCAGUCACGAAUUGGAACGCUUGGAACAAGAUGCAGCACCAUCUGGAUGGCUAUGUCAGUGGGAUAGGUCGCAUAAGCGAUAUUAUUACCAGAACACUACCACUGGAAUUACACAAUGGACCUAUCCAGAUACAAGCAUCGCCGGUGGAGCUGAAGAAAUGGAAAUUUGUUCCACACCUCCUCCAAUGGAACAAGAAGAAAUUAUUAUACCUGAAGAAGAUGGAUUGAGAUCAAAGCCAAAGGAAUCACAGGAGAGUGGUGAGAUAGCUGAAGAUAUGACAAUUCUAAGGAACAAUGACAUAGAAGCUCCACCUCCACCUCAAAUUUCAAAUCCAAGCCCACCUCCGCCGCCAAGAAUUUAUGCGGAAGAUUUAAAAAGAGAUAAGAGAAAACAAGAUAAAUGCAAUGAAAAUUUAAAUGACAAAAAACAUUUGGGAGAAGAGAGAACAGCAAUUACAGAAAUAAAGCAGUUGGAAAAUUCUACUGCAUUAUCAUCUGCCUUAUUAUCACCUCAACCUUCUAAUCUUGUAAAUGUAACUAGCGCGGAACCUCUGCCGCCAGGAGUAGAUUUAACCGAAGCACCUUACGAAAUAUCUGCAACAGCAUUAAAAAGAAUUAUAUAUAGUGCUGUGCAACCACCAGGUAGUGCUCUUUAUGAUACAACUGCAAGAGAUCCAACAGUUUCUAUUCUAAGUCAUCCAGCGGCAAUAGUACAAGAACAUUAUCUUCAAUAUCCAACAUAUCAUCAACAUUUGCAUGCUCCAGCGGCCUUAGUACUUCCACAUAAACAUAGUGUGCAGCCUGCAAUUCAAUUAAUACCUGACUAUACUCCAAUAUAUACAAAUCAUAAAGUUAUUGAAAAACCGCCAGUUAAAACAGCAAAGGAAUCUCUUGUAUCUGCUUUAGAUUCAUUUUAUAAUGAUAUUGCACGCAUAGAAAAUGUUGAAGCAGAAAAAAUUUCUCAAAGACAAGAAAAUCCAGUGGAAGUAUCUUCUUUAUCAAUAGAAGAAGUAAAAAUGGAAACAGAACAAGAAUCUAUUCCUUUUGAAACUACUAUAAAAGAAAAAAAAAGAAAAAGGACAAGAAUCGGUAUUAGUAAGAAACAUAAAGAAGUGUCUAGUAUGGUAGCAAAAUGGCAAAAAGUACAACAGAAUUUUGAAAAUACAUAAAUUGCUGCAACUUGGUGAUAUUUAAUUCAUUCAACACAAAUAGCGCACUAUACUUUUUUCAGUAUAGUGUUUCUGUACCUGUAAUUAAUAUUAUUAUCCUACGCACUUUUUUUUAUCUUUAAAAUUCAAGAAAUUUAACAAACGAAAUGUGAAAAAUAAUGUAAAAAUAAACAGUUUCUGAAAAAUAAUGUAAAUUUCAAAGUAGAACACAUUUUUUUUUUUAUUUUUGUGUAGAAAGUAUAAACUGAUUAGUUUGAUGCUCAAUUAUAAAAGAAAUACAUUAUCAUGAUUUAUAAGUAUUUGAAAUAAAAAGUAUUGUAAUUUAAUCAUAUACAAUUCCAUUAUUUUUACAUAUUUAGUUUUAUAUUAUAUACUUUUCAAAAUUUAAAACUUCAUUAAUCUUCACUGAAUCAUAAAAUCAUAAAAGAAAAACAGAGAAAAUGACAAUUGCAAAAAAAAACAGCUAGAAAAUUUUGCUAUCCUCUAUUUUAUUAUAUUAUUAUAGUUUUAGCCUUCCAAUCUUACAAAAUCUUAAAAAAUAAUUAAAAUGAUGAUUUUGAUAAUGAUUUUUAUUUUAUAAAUAUUGAAAAAUAAAUAUAUUUUUAAAAUAAUAAAUUUUGUCGCCUCUUAAAAGUAUCGAAAAUUAUAGAGUUCGAAUUAAUCACAUAUUUUUAAAGUAAGUUUAUUUUUAAAAAUGGUGGCUAUUUGUUUGUUUAAAGUUUUAAAAACAAAUAAAAUAAAAUAUUUUAAUCAUCCUUAGAUAUUUUCGUAAUUAAAAAAUUUUAAGGAAAUUAUUGGAAUUCAGUAUAAUUGCAAAAAUUUAUUUAUAAUAUUAUAUUCGUUAUAUAAUUUUAUUUGUAAUAAUAUGUAUAUAUGUGAUUAAUAAAAAAAGAAAUAUGUAUAUAUAUAUAUAUAUAAAAUUUUAAAUUCAUAGUUAUUUAAAUCUUUAUUUUUAAUUUCAAUUCUAUGAAAAUUUAAAUGUAAAUGAAAUUAAAUUACAAAUUUUUAAUUAAAAAAAAUUAUAUUAUUUAAAGUUUUUAAUUUUAAAAAUAUUUAAAUUUAGUUAGGUUUUUUGAAAAAGUUUAUCAAAAUCAUAAGUGAAUGGUUGUAUAAUCCAAUUUAUUAUUAGAUAAUAUAAUGGGAAAAAAAUAGAAAAUAUAAUGAGUACUUCAAAUAUUAGUGACAAAAAAAUAGUAUCUGAAUUACGAAAAAAACUCACACAGGAUCCAAAUUUAAUCAAUCCUUGUUUAGAGGAAUAUAAUUUUACUGCAAAAUGUUUAGAAAAAAAUAAAUAUGAUUAUAAUAAAUGUUUAUUAUAUGUUGAAAAUUAUAAAAUCUGCAAAAAAUUUUGGGCAAAGAUAAUAAACUAUCGAAAGAUAAAAAAUAUAAAACCCUAUAUUCCUUUACCAGAAGAACGACAAAAAAUAAAAGCAGAAUAUUUACAAUCGGAAAAUAAAUAAUGUCUCUUACAUAAUUUUGACAUGCUUUGAUUUGACAAGAAUUGUAAUCAUAUAAUAGAUUUAAAUUUUUUAAUUUUUAUUAUAAAAAAUUAAUUCACUCUUAUUAAUUAAAUAAUAAUAACUUAUUAAAAUUUGCCAAAAUUUGAUGAACUAAUAUUUUACUAAUAUGUUUGUUCAUUUAGAUUUAUUAAGAUAUUAUUAAAAUUUAUUAUAAAACAUUUUUUUUUUAAAUAUAUUAAUUUAUAGUUUAAAUUUGUAUAAAUAAUUAAAAACAAAAAUGUCUUAAGUCAAGUUUAUUAUCAUUGCUUAAUUUAAAUUAAUUUCUAGGUUCAAGAAUAAAAUACUUUUUUAUAAUUAUUAUAUUCAUAAAAUGAAGUUAAUAAUGAUAUAAUGAUCAUUCAUUUAAAUUACAUAUAUAUAAUUUUAUAGUUACAGUUUAAUUAUAGUUAUCAAAUAAAAUAAACAUAUAAUUGUAUUUUGCGUUUUUAAUUAUAUUAUCAAUAGAUUAAAAAUAUAUAAAUAAAAUGUACAUAUAACUUUUAGGAAUAAACAAAAUAUAAUUUAUGUAAAA
Apis cerana (Asiatic honeybee) is the source of this 9158-nucleotide messenger RNA. RefSeq lists its product as uncharacterized. Gene Ontology annotation, molecular function: protein binding. The record is from RefSeq and is a predicted model, not a curated record. Lineage: Eukaryota; Metazoa; Arthropoda; Insecta; Hymenoptera; Apidae.